AUGGAUCACCUAGAUGUCGACAAGAAGAAGGUGUUCGAACACCACGAGGGCGGGAGCAUCGACCAGGAAGAAGUCAUCAAUUAUGUCCCAGGGACAGCCGAGGAGAAGGCUUUACUGAGAAAGGUGGACAAGCGGCUCUUACCGAUCUUGUGGUUGAUGUACAUCUUUAAUUAUAUCGAUCGGACUAAUAUCGGGAACGCACGGGUUGGGGGUAUGGAACGUGAUCUCGGUCUGAGCUCUUCGGAAUAUUCCCUAGCCUUGUCCAUCUUCUUCGUCGGCUACCUCCUCGCCGAAGUGCCUUCCAAUAUGCUCCUCGCGCGCUCUCGUCCGAGUAUCUUUCUCCCCGCUUUGAUGUUCACCUGGGGGUGCUGCUCGAUCGCAGCCAAGGGGAUCCAUAAUACGGCCGGACUGGUGGCCUUUCGUUUCUUCCUCGGGAUCAUUGAAGCUGGGUUCUUCCCUGGAGUCAUCCUGCUACUCAGUUGUUGGUACAAGCCAAACGAAUUGUCCAAGCGACUCGCUCUCUUCUAUUCGGCCUCUCUCAUGGCGGGAGCGUUUGGUGGAUUGUUGGCAGGUGUGAUCACCCAGUACAUGGACGGUGUCGGGAAUACUCCCGGUUGGCAGUGGUUGUUCGUGAUCGAGGGCUUGGGCACGGUAGUCAUCGCCGUUGGCGCCGUCUUCGUUCUUCCCGACUACCCUAGCACCACCCGAUGGCUCUCUGAGCGUGAAAAGAAGUUUGCCGUCGCCCGGCUCGUGACCAACGAGGACGCUGCCGAUCGUCUCGGACACAUGCAAGCGUUCAAAGCGUCCGUCAAGGACUGGAAGACCUGGGCGUUCAUGUUGGUUUACGUGCUUCUAAACGGAUCAGGCACCAUCUCCUACUUCUUCCCGACCCUGAUGACCACUCUCGGCUACAGCGGUCGUGAUGCGCAGUUCAUGACCGUUCCGAUCUACGUCGUUUCCCUCGUCAUCUCCCUCGCCAUGGGGUACAACGCAGACCGAACGAACCAAAAGGCCUGGCACAUCUUUGCCGCUACCAUUCUCGGAGCUGCCUCGUUUAUCGUCACUGCGAUCGUCACCAAGGCCUCGGUGAGGUACGCCUUUAUCUGUUUCGGUGGAGCGGGAAUCUGGACGGCGGUGCCCUUGUUCUUGAGCUGGAUGGUGGGAAAUUUCGAGGGUCGUGAGAAGCGAGCGGUUUCGAUCGCCAUGAUCAACGGCUUCGGCAACCUGGCUUCGGUUUACGGGUCCUUCAUCUGGCCUAAAUCGGACGCUCCCUUGUACCGACCCGGAUUUGCCACCACGACCGCCUUGAUCGCUGCUGGUGGAGGGGUCGUCUUUGCGCUCAGGUGGAAGUUGGCCAAGGACGCUCGUAGGGCCUCCAAGAACGAGAUCGAUCAGUAA
Filobasidium floriforme is the source of this 1398-nucleotide messenger RNA. RefSeq names its product MFS general substrate transporter. Gene Ontology annotation, molecular function: transmembrane transporter activity. The record is from RefSeq and is a predicted model, not a curated record. The coding region runs from base 1 to 1398 and encodes 465 amino acids. The transcript is spliced from 11 exons. Gene Ontology annotation, cellular component: membrane. Gene Ontology annotation, biological process: transmembrane transport. NCBI's taxonomy places the organism in Eukaryota, Fungi, Basidiomycota, Tremellomycetes, Filobasidiales, Filobasidiaceae.